GGCAAAAAAUCAAAACGAAUCAAUGAAAGUGAGAAAUGAACCAUUUUUGGUUUUAUUAGUGGGAAGAUCUGUGUAAAAAAAUUCCUCUAUAUAUAUAUAAAAAAAAGAAGAAGAUUAGUGUAAAAUAAGUUGUUUUGCGCAGCAUGGGUUCGGUUAUAGACGACGACGUUUCACCGAUCGAAGAGGUUCGGGCUGUAGUAUCAAACGACGAUGACCCGAACCAACCGGUAUGGACGUUUCGUAUGUGGACACUGGGAAUUAUUUCGGUCGUGUUACUUUCGUACCUAAACACUUUCUUCGGGUACAGAGCCGAACCACUUACGGUUACGAUGAUUUCGAUUCAAGUUGCGACACUUCCUAUUGGUCGAUUCAUGGCUCGUGUGUUACCGACAACGAAGUUUCGUAUCAUUGGGUUUGGCGAGAGAGAGUUUUCCUUAAACCCUGGUCCUUUUAACGUUAAAGAGCACGUGCUUAUUUCAAUAUUUGCAAAUGCUGGUGCUGCAUUUGGGAAUGGUUCUGCUUAUGCUCUUAGUAUUGUUGAUAUUAUUCGUGCUUUUUAUCAUAGGAAGAUUACAUUCUUAACCAGUUGGAUCCUCGUCAUGACUACCCAGGUAUUGGGGUAUGGAUGGGCGGGGAUAAUGAGGAAGUAUGUGGUGCAGCCGGCGGAGAUGUGGUGGCCAGCCACUUUAAUGCAAGUUUCUUUAUUCAGGGCUUUGCAUGAAAAGGAUGAAAGUCGCAUGUAAAAGUUCUUUUUGAUUGCACUUAUUUGCAGCUUCGCAUGGUACGUGGUCCCAGGCUACCUCUUUGCCACCUUAUCAAUCAUUUCAUGGGUUUGUUGGGUAUUUCCUAAUUCUGUUACAGCCCAUCAAAUUGGGUCAGGCCAAAGUGGGCUUGGGCUUGGUUCCUUUUCUCUUGAUUGGACCACUAUUGCUUCUUUCCUUGGCAACCCACUUGUGACACCCUUUUUUGCAACGGUUAAUAUCAUUGUUGGAUACAUCAUAUUAAUCUACAUGCUCAUUCCUAUAGCUUAUUGGAGAUUAAAUGUCUAUAAUGCAAAAAACUUCCCCAUAUAUUCUUCUAAACUAUUCACCGCUAAUGGUACGAGAUAUGACGUGCCAGCCAUUGUCAACGAAAAGUUUGAGAUAGAUAUGCAAGCAUAUGAGAAACAAGGUCACAUCAAUAUGAGUGUCUUCUUUGCUAUUAGCUAUGGUGUUGGCUUUGCUGCAAUUAUUUCUACCCUCACUCAUGUUGCCAUAUUUAAUGGGAGAGAAAUAUAUCAACAACUUCUAUCUUCUCGAUCUGGAAAGGAAGACAUUCACACAAGGUUGAUGAAGAAAUAUAAGGACAUACCCAAUUGGUGGUUUCAUGCAACACUUUUGGUUUCAUUUCUACUUGCACUUAUGCUCUGUAUUUUCAUGAAAGACGAAAUACAAAUGCCAUGGUGGGCCCUUAUCUUUGCAUCUGGGCUUGCACUCACUUUUACUCUCCCAAUUAGCAUCAUAACUGCCACCACUAAUCAGAGUCCAGGUUUGAAUAUUAUUACUGAGUACGUUAUGGGUGUGAUUUCACCUGGAAAACCAAUAGCCAAUGUUUGCUUCAAGACUUAUGGGUAUAUGAGUAUGUCUCAAGCUGUUUCCUUUCUAUCUGAUUUCAAGCUUGGACAUUAUAUGAAGAUCCCACCAAGGUCAAUGUUCAUAGUUCAGAUUUUAGGGACUCUUAUAGCUGGAACAGUGGAUGUUAGUGUGGCAUGGUGGUUGUUGGGUUCAAUAAAGAACAUAUGCCACGAAGAGCUACUCCCACAAGGCAGUCCAUGGACAUGUCCAGGUGACAACGUCUUCUUCGAUGCAUCCGUAAUAUGGGGUUUGGUCGGCCCAAGAAGAAUUUUUGGCCCACUUGGAAACUACGCACAACUUAAUUGGUUCUUCCUUAUUGGAGCAUUGGGCCCAGUAAUUGUAUGGGGUCUUAUAAAAGCCUUUCCAAAUAAAAAAUGGAUAACACACAUUCACAUCCCUGUUUUACUUGGAGCAACUGCAGCUAUGCCACCAGCUAGUACAGUGAAUUUCAAUUCAUGGAUUAUUGUUGCGAUUAUUUUCAACUAUUUUGUGUUUAAAUAUCGUAAGAAGUGGUGGGAGAGGUACAAUUAUGUUCUUGCUGCUGCUUUAGAUGCUGGCUUGGCUUUUAUGACUGUUCUUCUAUAUUUUACGGUUAAUACUGAACAAAUCAGCUUAGACUGGUGGGGAACAUCUGAGCAUUGUGAUCUUGCUAGAUGUCCAACUGCUAAAGGCAUAGUUACUCCUGGUUGUCCUACUUUUUGAUACCAUUAUUCCCCAUAUUUAAUUUACAUCACCCCUUUCAUUUCUUUAUUAGUAAUUUACAUUAUGUUUCUCUUUUUCUUUCUUCAACUUUUAUGAUAAUUUUGACAUUUGAGGGUGAAAUGUUGAUUCAUGUUUGUCAUUUGUGAA
Messenger RNA from Cicer arietinum (chickpea), 2462 nucleotides. RefSeq names its product oligopeptide transporter 4-like. Gene Ontology annotation, molecular function: oligopeptide transmembrane transporter activity. Gene Ontology annotation, biological process: transmembrane transport. NCBI's taxonomy places the organism in Eukaryota, Viridiplantae, Streptophyta, Magnoliopsida, Fabales, Fabaceae. The record is from RefSeq and is a predicted model, not a curated record.